Molecule: messenger RNA, 207 nt
Organism: Pyricularia grisea
Lineage: Eukaryota; Fungi; Ascomycota; Sordariomycetes; Magnaporthales; Pyriculariaceae
Exons: 3
Coding region: 1-207 (68 amino acids)
Source: RefSeq, a predicted model, not a curated record
AUGAGUAGGCCAAUUUUCGCUUCCACGCCCCGGUGGAAGGACACCUUAACUUUCCGUGCCGACGCGGCCAUCUUCUCGCCCGGUCCUCGAUCCAAACGUAGACAAAAGCCACCAGAAGGAUCUGGAGACGAACUUUUACCUUGGCUUUUUCUCCAGGCCGAUGACCAGCUCGAGUUUGCAAGGCUGGAAUCUUCAACUGGUGAGUGA